Seminavis robusta is the source of this 2168-nucleotide messenger RNA. NCBI's taxonomy places the organism in Eukaryota, Bacillariophyta, Bacillariophyceae, Naviculales, Naviculaceae. The record is from the annotation of a GenBank genome assembly.
ACCAAAGCCAAAGACUCGAUUGACUCUGCUUGGGACGGGGUCUAUCUAGCUUUGCUGGUUUGAUGAGUAACAAUGACGUUGGACGGCAAAGGCAACCUCUCCAGCAUUCACAACAACUCGAAGUUGAGCGAUCAUCACAGCAGAUGAAGAAACCACGCCUUACAGUGUCCUUCAGUGGUGCUGGACAUCUUAUUGCGUAUCAUCUCGGCGUCUCAAAGUCUUUGCUUAACCACCAAGAUUUCUGCAACAGAAUCAAAAGUGUUUCUGGUUCAUCGUCCGGGGCCAUUGCGGCAGCGAUUGUAACGCAAAUACCCCACCGCUUAGAUGAAUACAGCGACCGCUUCUUGAAAGAACGAGGCAAAGCUUUCGAGCACUUUCGAGCACUGAUGGAGGAGGAGAAAGACAGGUCUAGAGUAAAGGAUGGCCCAAAUUUGCUUGUUUGCGCCACCAGGAGCUCCGACGGCUCGCCACAGUUAUUCCCAUUCACAGCUCCAUAUCCUGACCAAGAACGGCUCUUUGAUGUCAUUCGGGCCUCAUGUCAAAUUCCUGCGUCCUUUCAUCCGUUAGAUUUGUUUGCAAAGAAUCCCAUGACAUACGAAGGAGAAGGCAUCGAGAUUGACGGUACCUUAUACGUCGACGGUGGUGUUUCGGGUGUUUUCCCGCCAGCGAGGCUGCACGAUCAGGAGCAAUCUCAUCGUAUCCUUGUCACCCCCAUUGCCGUGACACUGACAGAGACCACAAAGGAAUAUCUAUCUACCCUUAUCUGCCCGCACAAAGGCGCACCCUCUAUGUGGAGCAGGUUCUUCACAACCAGGGAUGGAAUUGCCAUCGAACCAUCCGUUUCCAACAUUCAGUCACUGGUUCCAGCCUCUGGAAUGACCUCCAGCGAAGCCCUGGAAGACUGGUAUUUGCGAGGAAUGGACGACGGUGAAAGGCAAUUAGACGUCCUUAUGGAUACCGAAUUUGACGCGCAUGAAUCCUAGAUCUGAGCCCGCAUCCCUCGACCCAGACAAGAUGGCUGAAUCAAGAUAUCAACGACACGAAGUCACUGGAUUUUGUCAGGCUCCCCCAUUCCAACAGAUGCAAGUUCAGUUGCACCAGGUACCAGCUCUCUUGCUUUUCUUUGGAUACAAUGCUUGUCCUGGUCUCGGGCACUUUGACGCGGCAAGGACCACAGCAAAGAAAGUGCUUGUUCGAUACUCGGACAAAGACAACGAUCACGGAGUUCGGGUCAAGAAUUUUCAAAGCGAGAGGUGAUUUCCCUCCAACCCACUCGUGGUCAUGCAAAUACCAUGUCAAGACUCUGCCUUCCUCGAGAAACUCGUUGGGGUAAGAUCGAGGCUGGUAGGCACUAUCACGGCUGGCACUUGCCGGCAUGUUCACGAAAAGAGCCAGUCCAUCUUUAAAUUCAACAAAACCCGACCUUGGAGGAUACUGAAGUCGGGAUCCCUCUGGUAGGAUCUCGGAAUCCUCCGCGAUUGCCGCUUCCAGUAGACUGGUCAAACACUUUUCCUUCGAUCUUCCAGUCCGUUUCCCCACCAGAGACGACAAGAAUGACUGUUGCAAUUCAAGAGUCGAAUUUGGUCUUAUCCGAAGGCUAGCAGACGGCACUCGCACAAUGCCGAAGACGUCGGUAUAGGGUCCUUCAGCAUCCUCCUCUGGAACGCUCGGUAGCUUCGGCGGAUCGUCCGCUGUGCUCCAUGUCUGUGAAACGAUAAGAAGAGGUUGAUUGCUGAGUACCGACUUGGCCUUCAAUUUCUUCAUGACUGUGUCAUCCGUGUCAGGUUGAAGGAAGAGGAACCUCCACGAUGUCAACAGCUUGGAAUAAGUAGCAUCACCUUUCCACCUCCCAACUUCUGGGCCAGGCAAAAACACGGAGACCUCCAUUUCUUGGAAGAAUUGCUUUAGGAGUGCUUGAGUGACUGCUGCAUCAAGAGCAGCAUAUUCAAGCUGCUGCGCUGUUAGGGGGCGUUGACUCCAGUCGCUCACUUGUUGGGCCUUGUUCACAGACUUUUCCAGAAAGUGUUCUGUCAAACGACUCAAGGAAGAGCUUAUAGAAAGCCGUUGCAGAUCCUGUACAAGUUGAAAGCCCACCUUGAAAAGGAGCUUUGACUGGAAUAAUUUUUGUAAUGCAUCAUUCAAGGCUGUCUCUGUCUCCGUCGUGGCCU